GAAAGCCUCCUUACUUCAUCCACAGCAGGAAUCAGGUUCUUCCUCACCUCCACCCCCCCCCCCCCCUUUUUGGUUUGAUCUAGUUUUCUUUCUGGGUAGAAAAAGUGAAGUGUUUGUUGAUUCUUGAUCUUUUUAAUUCACUUUUAUCACUUGGCUUGAUUGGAGUGUACUGGUUUGUUUAAAUUUGAGAAGAGGGUGGAUUGGUAAUUUGAAAUGAAAUCCGAGAUGAAUGUGGGUGCUUUUUGGAAUCUGAAAUGAAUGUGAAAAUGGCAUGCAUAAGCUGUUUUGCAUCUGAAUUGAAAAGGCUGAUUGCAGUUUAGGUUUAGUUACUGUUUCGGUGAAGGCAGUGAUCAGUAUUCAGUUGUCAGGAUUUAGGCCGUGUUUGGUUCUGUACUGUGCGGAUUUUAUUUUGUGAAUCCAGGGUUGAAUAGUGAGGCUGCGUUGGACCUGGUGCACCCUAGGCACCUGGUAUAGUGGUAUGUUAUCUUUUAUGUAGGGUACUGAUUCUGUAGGAGGCUCAACUCAGUAGUGUCAAUGAUUUAGCAUAUGAUAAAUUCUACACCCGAGUUCUUGUUUGUACUCUCACCUUCAUUAAGCAAAAUUAACGUGAAGAUUUGUUUCCAUGCAACUGCAAAAGCCAUGCUUUGGAAGCACAGAUCAGGGAUGGGAAUGAGAUUGUGAGCUGGAUCACAGGGUAAAAAGAAGAGUGGGGAAGUGCGGGAAGACAUUCAGCGAUACAGUUAUUUUAAUAACUCUACAGUCUCAAGAAACGUAGGAAAUUCCUGAAAAGAAGAGUCUAGAUUGAGGAAUUGCUAAUAUGAAUUUUGGCAUGCAGAAAGAGCAGAUAUAACAAGAAGUUGAUUGGUGAAAAGUUCAUAUCUAAAAUGUCUCAAUAUGAAGGGGAGGCAGUCACUGCAGAUGUAACUUCAGGAAACAUGCUUUUUGAGCCUAUUUUGGAGGAAGGGGUUUUUCGAUUUGAUUGUUCUGCAGAUGAUAGAGAUGCUGCAUGCCCUAGUCUUUCUUUUACCUGUAGUAAAGGCCGGGACACGCCAAUCAUGAGUCACAAGGUUCCAUUAUAUAUCCCUACUUUUGAAUGUCUUCUGGGACAACAGAUUGUCAAAAUUGAGCUCCCUCCAGGUACCUCCUUUUAUGGAACAGGAGAAGUUAGUGGACCACUUGAGCGGACAGGAAAGAGAGUCUUUACGUGGAAUACGGAUGCAUGGGGUUAUGAUUCUGGGACUACAUCUUUGUACCAGUCACAUCCAUGGGUACUAGCUGUUCUUCCAAAUGGAGAAGCUCUAGGGGUGCUUGCUGACACAACAAGGCGCUGUGAGAUUGAUUUGCGGAAAGAUUCAAUAAUACAGUUUAUUGCUCCAUCCUCGUAUCCGGUCAUUACAUUUGGUCCAUUAGACUCACCAACUGCUGUUCUGAUAUCUUUAUCCCAUGCAAUUGGAACUGUUUUUAUGCCCCCAAAAUGGUCCCUAGGUUAUCACCAGUGCCGCUGGAGCUAUGAUUCUGAUGCAAGAGUUCUUGAGAUUGCCAGAACAUUCCGAGAGAAGGGCAUACCUUGUGAUGUUAUAUGGAUGGAUAUCGACUACAUGGAUGGUUUUCGCUGUUUUACUUUUGACCAGGAGCGUUUUUCAGAUCCUAAAUCUUUAGUGAACGAUCUUCACCUUAGUGGAUUCAAAGCAAUAUGGAUGCUUGAUCCAGGGAUCAAAUGUGAAGAUGGUUAUUUCAUUUAUGAUAGCGGCUCUAAAAGUGAUGUCUGGAUACUAAAAGCUGAUGGAAGGCCUUUUGUUGGGGAUGUCUGGCCCGGGCCUUGUGUUUUUCCUGAUUUUACUCAAUCUCAAACUCGAUUUUGGUGGGCCAAUUUAGUUAAAGAUUUCAUUUCUAAUGGUGUUGAUGGUAUAUGGAACGAUAUGAAUGAACCAUCUGUUUUUAAGGCUGUAACAAAGACAAUGCCUGAGACCAAUAUUCAUAGGGGAGAUAUUGAGCUAGGUGGUCAUCAGAAUCACUCACACUAUCACAAUGUGUAUGGUUUAUUGAUGGCAAGAUCAACUUUUGAAGGCAUGAAAUUAGCUAGUGAAAACAAGCGUCCUUUUGUUCUUACCAGAGCUGGGUUUAUAGGUAGCCAAAGGUAUGCUGCCACAUGGACAGGGGAUAACCUUUCGACUUGGGAGCACUUCCAUAUGAGUAUCUCGAUGGUACUUCAAUUAGGGCUUAGCGGUCAGCCACUUUCAGGACCUGAUAUCGGUGGAUUUGCUGAAAAUGCUACACCAAGGCUUUUUGGAAGGUGGAUGGGUGUUGGGGCAAUGUUUCCUUUUUGUCGUGGGCAUUCUGAAGCUGAUACCAAUGACCAUGAACCUUGGUCAUUCGGAGAAGAGUGUGAAGAAGUUUGUCGCCUGGCAUUGAAGAGGCGUUACCGCCUUAUUCCCCACAUGUAUACUCUUUUCUAUAUGGCACAUAAAACUGGCAGCCCAGUGGCAGCUCCAACCUUUUUUGCUGAUCCAAAAGACUCCAGCUUAAGAAUGCUUGAGAAUUCAUUUCUUUUGGGACCUCUUUUAAUACAUUCAAGCACAGUGGCUGAUCAGGGAUCAGAUCAAAUACAGCAUACAUUGCCUCAAGGCAUCUGGUUGAGUUUUGAUUUUGACGAUUCACAUCCAGAUUUACCAGCACUUUAUUUGCAAGGUGGUUCAAUUCUUCCCCUGGGCCCUCCUUAUCAACAUGUUGGUGAAGCUGAUCCAUCUGAUGACUUGUUGCUCCUUGUGGCUUUAGAUAAGAAUGGGAAAGCUAAUGGUGUUUUUUUUGAAGAUGAUGGUGAUGGAUAUGAAUUCACCAGAGGUGGUUAUCUGUUGACAUAUUAUGUUGCUGAGCUUCAAUCUUCAGUUGUUACAAUUAGAGUUUAUAAAACUGAAGGGUUAUGGAAAAGGCCGAAACGGCGUUUGCAUGUCCAAUUGUUGCUUGGUGGUGGUGCAAAGCUUGAUGCAUGGGGUACUGAUGGAGAAAUUCUGCAAAUUACAAUGCCUUCAGAACAGGAAAUUUCUGAUCUUGUAUUUAAAAGCAGGAAGCAAUACGAGACUCGUAUUGAAAGUGUCAAGCGCAUUCCAGAUGUUGAAGCAGUUCCUGGACACAAGGGCAUUGAACUUUCAGGGACCCCUAUUGAACUGAAAAGCAGUCAUUGGUUUCUUAAGGUGGUUCCUUGGAUUGGGGGUAGAAUUAUUUCAAUGGUACACCUCCCUUCAGGAACUCAGUGGCUCAAAAGCCAUAUUGAAGUUAAUGGUUAUGAAGAGUUUAGCAGUAUUGAGUACCGGUCUGCUGGAUGUUCUGAGGAAUACACUGUUGUUGAGCGAAAUCUUGAGCAUGCAGGAGAGGAGGCAUCUGUCAAGUUAGUAGGUGAUAUUAGUGGUGGAUUAAUUCUGGAACGGCAGAUUUGUAUUCCAAAAGAUGAUUCCAAGGUUAUCCAUAUUGACUCUGGUAUUAUAGCUCACAAAGUUGGUGCUGGUUCUGGGGGAUUUUCAAGGCUGGUUUGCUUGCGAAUACAUCCAAUGUUCCGCCUCUUACAUCCCACUCAGUCUUUCGUGUCAUUUAUUUCUGUUGAUGGUUCUAAGCAUGAGGUUUGGCCAGAAUCUGGUGAACAGACAUAUGAAGGGGAUCUUCGGCCUAAUGGUGAAUGGAUACUCGUUGACAAAUGUCUAGGCCUGGGGCUUGUCAACCGAUUUAACAUCAAUGAGGUUUACAAGUGCUAUAUCCACUGGGGAACAGGGACAGUCAAUUUGGAGCUGUGGUCUGAACAAAGGCCUGUUUCAAAGCAGUCACCUCUUAGAAUCUCCCAUGAGUAUGAGGUGAAAGAAAUUCAGUAGUUUGUGAUUUUCUGAGAUCAAAUUGGGAAAUUCAGUAGAAAUGUCAACAUUAUGAAAUGGUAUGCUAAACUUACUUUGCAUCCACCUAAGAAUGUACCUGAUAAAUGUUUACCACUCAGUGUCGCUCAAAUCUGUUAAUGACAUGGAAUUUAAGAGUGCAAUACCAUUGGCAGAGCUGUUUUUGUUGCUUCCACAGAUUCCCGGUCCAACCGUUCAGUGUUUGGACCUGUGGAAGCAACCAAAAAAAACUUUGGAAAUAACAAUGCCCUAUCUGAUUAGCUUGUAAACAUGCACAGCAACUCAUGGAUAUUUAGUAUAAUGAAAUAGACUACAGUUGGAUCCUGAAAA
This is a messenger RNA of Malania oleifera, 4208 nucleotides long. RefSeq lists its product as uncharacterized. Bases 885 to 3860 code for a protein of 991 amino acids. Lineage: Eukaryota; Viridiplantae; Streptophyta; Magnoliopsida; Santalales; Ximeniaceae. Gene Ontology annotation, biological process: carbohydrate metabolic process. The record is from RefSeq and is a predicted model, not a curated record. The transcript has 23 exons. Gene Ontology annotation, molecular function: carbohydrate binding; hydrolase activity, hydrolyzing O-glycosyl compounds.